AUGGCAGUGGAGGACAGCGUGGUGCAGGUUGUGGUGCGCGUCCGACCGCCCACCCCUCGGGAGCUGGAGAGUCAGCGGCGGCGUGUGGUUCAGGUGGUAGAUGACCGGGUGCUGGUGUUCGACCCUGAAGAGCCUGAUGGGGGCUUCCCUGGCGUGAAGUGGGGCAGCUCCCACGAUGGCCCCAGGAAGAAGGGCAAAGACCUGAAGUUUGUCUUUGACCGGGUCUUUGGUGAGGAGGCCACCCAACAGGACGUGUUCCAGGGGACCACCCACAGCCUCCUGGACAGCUUCCUCCAGGGUUACAACUGCUCCGUGUUCGCCUACGGCGCCACUGGGGCCGGGAAGACACACACCAUGCUGGGCCACGAGGGCGACCCCGGCAUCAUGUACCUGACCACCAUGGAGCUGUACAGGCGCCUGGAGGCACGCCAGGAGGAGAAGCGUUUCGAGGUGCUCAUCAGCUACCAGGAGGUGUACAACGAGCAGAUCCACGACCUCCUGGAGCCCAAGGGGCCCCUUGCCAUCCGCGAGGAUCCCGACAAGGGGGUGGUGGUGCCGGGCCUCUCCUUCCACCAGCCAACCUCCGCCGAACAGCUGCUAGAGAUGCUGACGAGGGGGAACCGGAACCGCACACAACACCCCACUGACGCCAACGCGACGUCCUCCCGCUCCCACGCCAUCUUCCAGAUCUUCGUGAAGCAGCAGGACCGGGUUACAGGGCUGACCCAGGCCCUGCAGGUGGCCAAGAUGAGUCUGAUCGACCUGGCCGGCUCCGAGCGAGCGUCCAGCACCCACGCAAAGGGGGAGCGGCUGCGGGAAGGCGCCAACAUCAACCGCUCUCUGCUGGCACUCAUCAACGUCCUCAAUGCCCUGGCCGACGCAAAGGGCCGAAAGUCUCAUGUGCCCUACCGGGACAGCAAGCUGACCCGCCUGCUCAAAGACUCCAUCGGGGGCAACUGCCGCACGGUGAUGAUCGCUGCCGCCAGCCCCUCCAGUCUGACCUACGAGGACACGUACAACACCCUCAAGUACGCCGACCGGGCCAAGGAGAUCAGGCUCUCGCUCAAGAGCAAUGUGGUGAGCCUGGACUGCCACAUCAGCCAGUAUGCCACCAUCUGCCAGCAGCUGCAGGCCGAGGUGGCUACUCUGAGGGAGAAGCUCCAAAUGUAUGAGGCAGGAGCUCGGGCCCCCCAACAGGAGCUCCCGACAUCCCCCAAACUGGCCCUGCCCCAAGCACACCUUCCCGGCUGCCCCGCCCCACCCCACCUUCCCAGCCAGCCCUCCAUCCCAGAGCUCCAGCCAGGGUCCGGAGCCCUUCAGGAGGAGAGCAUGGAAGCCCUGCCCAGGGUCCGGAGGACCGAGGAAGGGAUGCCCCGAGACCAGAAGCAGCCCCCAGAGGCCCAGGAUGAAGACCCAGCCAAGAAGGUUCCAAGCUGGGUGCCAGAGCACAGCCUCCGAAGCCCACUCCCCGACUCCCCUGGCCUGCAUCGACAACCCCCGCCAGGCCUGGGCGGGGACCAUUUCAAGCAGCUAGCCCUGAAGGUGCUGUGCCUGGCCCAGCGGCAGUACACCCUGCUCCAGGCCGCCAACCUCCUGACCCCGGACAUGGUGGCAGAAUUUGAAGCCCUGCGGCAGCUGGUGCAAGAGGAGACAACUGAGGCCGGGGUGGAGGCUUCUGGGACUCCUGGCCUGGCCACAGGGGCGCCUUUGGCACCGGAGCUGUGUUCAGAAUCAAAGUCUGCAGGAUACUGCGGCCCUGUGACCCGGACCAUGGCAAAGCAACUGAGUGGCCUGGUGCCCCUUCUGGGGGUCCCCCCAGGGCUUGACUGCACCCCAGUCCAGUCAUGCCAGCUGCCCUCGAGGAAGAGGAGGAGGAGGAAACAGAGCCCUUCGGAGCCAGACAGCCUCCCAGUCCUAAAGCUGGGGGCCAAACGCCAGCGCCAGUCUUUCCUGCCCUGCCUGGAGAGGGGCUCUCUGCCUGAGGCCCCGCCUGCACUUGGGCCCUGCACCCCGCCGCGGGGAAGGACCCCCUCUCCCAGCCGGUCCCCCCGCUUCUGCCCAGCCACAGUCAUUAAAAGCCGGGUGCCCUUGGGCCCUUCCGCCUUGCAGAACUGCUCCACCCCGCUGGCCCUGCCCGUGAGGGACCUCAACACCACCUUUGAUCUCUCAGAGGAUCCCCCCUCCCAGCGAGGUGUCUCUGAAUGUCACGGCUGGGACAAUGUCCCCCAGGAGCUGAAGAGGCUGGGGCAGCCCUUUGUCCCCAGUGGGCCCGUCUUCCUGUUCACCACCAAGGGUCCCAAGCCGACCUCUUCCCUCCCCGGAGCAUCCGCCUGCAGGAAGAGCUGCACAGGGAGCUCCUCAGUCUCCCGCUCCCUGGGAGUGACCCGCGCCCGUCGUAGUCGCAUUGCCCGCCUCCCCAGCAGCACCCUAAAGAGGCCAGCGGGGACCCCAGCAAUCCCAGAGCACCCCUUGAGUCCCCGCAGCUCUGGUGACCAAAGGGCUAGGGAACCUGCAUCGCCAAAGUGUCUACACCCACCAGCUCCUCCGCCAGCUGCCCCACUGGGUUCCUGGAACUGCCUGCACCCAGUCCAGAUCCCAGUUUCAGUCCUGGCCUGCAGCGAUUGAUGCAGCAACCAGCUCCUUCGUCGCCAUCCUCCCACCACUCAGCCUGCUACUGCCCUCUAGUACUCUGUACUCAGCCACGGUGUGUGUGUGUGUGUGUGUGUGUGUGUGUGUGUGUGUGUGUGCUCAAUGGCAAGUGUCGAUGUGUUGCUAUGUUAGAGAGCACUGCCAUCUUUCCCCACCCUCUCUGUGCUGUUUGUGUGUCUCCUGCCUCAGGAGCCCUGGGGGCAUACACAGUGGGGCACCCCUUGAGCUGCUAACCACAAGGUUAGCUGUUGGAAUCCACUGGCUGCACUUCGGGGGAGCGACGAGACUGUCUACUCCCAUGAAGCGCCUCACACCCCUGAGGCAGCUCUACCCUGUCCUUGGGGCGC
Messenger RNA from Echinops telfairi (small Madagascar hedgehog), 2996 nucleotides. It is a transcript of the gene KIF18B, whose product is annotated as kinesin family member 18B. Gene Ontology annotation, biological process: microtubule-based movement. NCBI's taxonomy places the organism in Eukaryota, Metazoa, Chordata, Mammalia, Afrosoricida, Tenrecidae. Bases 1 to 2625 code for a protein of 874 amino acids. The transcript has 15 exons. The record is from RefSeq and is a predicted model, not a curated record. Gene Ontology annotation, molecular function: microtubule motor activity; ATP binding; microtubule binding.